UGUGUCAAACCUUGAAGUGAAAGAACUGAAAGAAUGGUAGUUCGCCUGCGAUUGCAACGCUUCGGGCGUACACAUGCUCCCUUUUAUCGAAUGGUGGCGGCUCACUCCAAGGCCCCUCGAGAUGGUCGAUUCCUGGAGAUUGUUGGCACAUACAAUCCUAUUGCAAACCGGCAUGGAAUGAAGGAAAUUCGACUCAAGACAGAUCGCCUCAAGUACUGGAUUGCUGUGGGCGCUCAACCAUCUGACAGAGUGGCUUGGAUAUUGGGAAAAUUUGGGAUAUUGCCACCACCUCCAAGAAGGACGUCCUUUGAAUCUGCAGUGCCGAAAAAAGAUCGGAAUAAAGAUGAUUAGGAAUUGCAAAGAGAUAGAAUCGAAUCGAUCAGACAAUUGCUACUUCUAGCUAGCUGCACAAUACCUGGUACUAGUACUGGUAGCUGUUAAUUAGUGAGGGACAGGAGAGCAUCUCCCCUCCAAAAGACACAUUGUGUGUUGCCAACGGUUUGUACCCAGCACCAUGAACCGCACGCAUGUCCUUGAUUUCUAUGACGAAUUCUGCUGUUCUCUAUCUCGUGGAGACACCGAAAUCGUCCUUUUAAUUAAUCAAAGCCACUAGUAGACAGUAA
Seminavis robusta is the source of this 623-nucleotide messenger RNA. The record is from the annotation of a GenBank genome assembly. Lineage: Eukaryota; Bacillariophyta; Bacillariophyceae; Naviculales; Naviculaceae.